Messenger RNA from Pogoniulus pusillus (Red-fronted tinkerbird), 1507 nucleotides. It is a transcript of the gene LMO4, whose product is annotated as LIM domain only 4. Bases 263 to 760 code for a protein of 165 amino acids. The record is from RefSeq and is a predicted model, not a curated record. The transcript is spliced from 6 exons. Lineage: Eukaryota; Metazoa; Chordata; Aves; Piciformes; Lybiidae.
GUAACAGCGGGCCGUAUCCGGACGUGGAGUCCCAAGCACAGCUCCCGACGGUGUCACCGGGAGGAUUUUUGGAAGUCGGCCCCUCCACGCCACGGGUGAGCCGGCCUGGGCUGCCCCUUACCUGGGCGGGGGGCUCCCUCCAGCGCUCCCAAAAGCCAGAGAGAGGGCAAGCGCUGUGUUUGUUUCUUCGAAAGGAGACCUCCUCAAGCACCCCGACCGACGUUGCUCUCCGGCCUUUUGCAAUAUAGAGGGCAAGCAGGCCAUGGUGAACCCCGGCGGCAGCUCGCAGCCGCCCCCGGUGACGGCGGGCUCCCUCUCGUGGAAGAGGUGCGCCGGCUGCGGGGGGAAGAUCGCCGACCGCUUCCUGCUCUACGCCAUGGACAGCUACUGGCACAGCCGCUGCCUCAAGUGCUCCUGCUGCCAGGCCCAGCUGGGGGACAUCGGCACCUCCUGCUACACCAAGAGCGGCAUGAUCCUCUGCAGGAACGACUACAUCAGGUUAUUUGGAAACAGUGGUGCUUGCAGUGCCUGUGGACAGUCCAUUCCUGCUAGUGAGCUGGUCAUGAGGGCACAGGGCAAUGUCUAUCAUCUUAAGUGUUUUACAUGCUCUACCUGCCGGAAUCGCCUGGUCCCUGGAGAUCGGUUUCACUACAUCAAUGGCAGUUUAUUUUGUGAACAUGAUAGACCUACAGCUCUCAUCAAUGGCCAUUUGAAUUCACUUCAGAGUAAUCCACUACUGCCAGACCAGAAGGUCUGCUAAAAGGUCAGAGUAAUGCAGAAUGCGUGCCUUCAUCUCAAAUUUUGUUCAUCACAGAUGGAUCCCAUGUCUCCAAGUAGACAAGUCACCUUUGUAGCUAGCAUCAAUGCCAGCUCCAUACCAUUGCACCUUCUUUAUUCUUGAUCGCCCUUCCCACAUUUAUUGGUGUAUUAAAAUGACUGAAUAUGAACAUUAAGGACUCCAUGAACCUGGGCUAAUGGGAGACUGUAGAGAAAAUGAAAAAAGAUCCACCGGAGGACAUCUUGGGGGGGGGAGGGGGGGGCGGGUGGGGAAGAUGACUAAUGAAGCUAAUUAAAAGAAGCAUUGAAAUCUGCUUUCUACCCUCAUUAACAAUUAGCAGGGCACUGGCCAGUUUGUACCCUGUGUUUUACCUUAACAACAUUCUAUUUGCUCUUUGUAUAUUUAAGUGUUGUAAGGAAAUGUGUUUCAAUCAAAACGAACAUGAGAUAAAAGAUGUGGCUUUUGUGAUAUUCUAUCACAAACACUUUUAUUGUAUCUCUGUAAAAUACAAUGUAUGUAUGCAUGUAAGUGUUUUUGUCCUGAUGUUGCUACUUCCCAUGGCAAAAAAAAAAAAAAAAGAAAGAGAAAAGUCAGGCUCAUAGCAGCUACUGUGUAGAAAUUUUCACCUACUUCUAAUUUGCUGAAUGAAGAAAAAUCUUUUAUUUGUGAUAUUUUCAGAGACAUUUGCUCUAGUAUGGUGUAUUUAAAUAAUAAAAAAGUAAAACAAAA